AUUUUUUUUGGCAGAAACCAGAACACCUAAUAAUAAUUUUAAUUUCUGUGUAUAAAUAGCAAACAAUUUAAAUCGUUUGUUAUCAGUUUAAUUAAAGCAAUUUAGUUGACCACAACAAAACCAACAACAUGUUCAAAUUCUUCGCUUUGUGUUUGAUGGCCGUCGUUGCCUUGGCUGCUGCUAAGCCCGGCAUUGUUGCUCCCUUGGCUUACUCCGCUCCCUAUGUAGCUGCUGCCCCAUACACAGCUGCCUACACUGCCGCCUAUGCCGCUCCCUACACUGCCGCUUAUACAGCUCCCUACUAUGCCUCUCCCUAUGUAGCCGCUCCUUAUGCUAGCGCCUACACUUAUCCCUAUGCCGCUUCCUACUUGUUGCGUAAAUAGAUGAUGGUUGCAAUUUGGAGUAAAAGUUUUUGAUCAAUUAAUGAAGUGUUGAACCCUGUUUUUGGACUAAGCGAAAUAAAAUUUAGAAACAA
Musca domestica (house fly) is the source of this 475-nucleotide messenger RNA. Its product is annotated as cuticle protein 16.5. The transcript is spliced from 2 exons. The record is from RefSeq and is a predicted model, not a curated record. The coding region runs from base 129 to 383 and encodes 84 amino acids. Lineage: Eukaryota; Metazoa; Arthropoda; Insecta; Diptera; Muscidae.